Molecule: messenger RNA, 435 nt
Organism: Funneliformis geosporum
Lineage: Eukaryota; Fungi; Glomeromycota; Glomeromycetes; Glomerales; Glomeraceae
Source: the annotation of a GenBank genome assembly
AUGGUUUAUCGUACAAAAAAUUCAGUCCGUACGCCUAGGCUCGAGUGUACGCCAAACAAAUUUUCAUUGCAAGCUCUCUUCACAGGCAACUGGACUGAUAAUGCAGGAAUUAACGAUCUAGGCGACGAACUUUUGUUAGAUAGGUGGUACCAUGUGGCUUAUUCGAUUUCUGAUUCUGAAAAGAGAGCAGAUCUCUACAUAGACAGUGAAUGGGUCGGAUCUUAUAGUAUUCAUAACAUUAAAAAGCAAAAAGUUGUCUUUAAUGAUGAACCGCUAUAUAUCGGACGAGCUUUUAACGCAGCCGAUGGAUUUAAUGGCAAAAUUAGGUACGAUUUUUCAUGUAAUAAAGUUUAUCUAUAUAAAGAUAUUGAAAGAUCAUUUUAUCAAUUAGCAAUUUUCGCUAUUUCAACUGGCGUCUAUGUGCCGAAGAAGUGA